Pangasianodon hypophthalmus (striped catfish) is the source of this 655-nucleotide messenger RNA. It is a transcript of the gene mrps17, whose product is annotated as mitochondrial ribosomal protein S17. Lineage: Eukaryota; Metazoa; Chordata; Actinopteri; Siluriformes; Pangasiidae. Gene Ontology annotation, biological process: mitochondrial translation. The coding region runs from base 143 to 565 and encodes 140 amino acids. Gene Ontology annotation, molecular function: structural constituent of ribosome. The transcript is spliced from 3 exons. The record is from RefSeq and is a predicted model, not a curated record. Gene Ontology annotation, cellular component: ribosome; mitochondrial small ribosomal subunit.
UUGGCUCCUCCUCUAAAUGGUCGCCUGUAAGAUACGUCAUUAGCGUGCGCCGCUUACUUUGACAUUCACAGUGCAGAAUCCAUGCGGAAUGUUUUGAAGUUUACUGUAGUUAUUUACAUCACUGUGGGUACAGGAAGUAAAGAUGUCCGUGAAACAAGCCUCCAUACAUGCUAAAUGGAUUAUCGGGCGAGUCAUUGGAACCAAGAUGAAGAAGACAGCAAAAGUCCGCGUUACUAGACUGGUGUUAGACCCCUAUUUACUCAAGUUUUACAACAAAAGGAAGACAUACUUCGCCCAUGACGCCUUGGAGCAGUGCACUGUUGGGGACAUUGUUUUGUUGAAGGCUUUACCAGAGAGGCGAACCAAACAUGUCAGGCAUGAACUGGCGGAGGUUGUGUUUAAAGUCGGGGCAGUGGUUGAUCCUCUGACAGGCAAGAAAGUUGCAGGUCCGCAGUAUCUGGAGCCUCUGACUGUGUCCACAGAAAACCCAGAGGCAUCUUUAACAGAAAAAUUACAACAGCUGAACAUUUCUGCAGCUCCUUCACCCCCCAGUUCUGCCUCUUAACUUUGUAUUUUUGUAUUAAUGUAUGAAUAUAAAUGUGUGUACUUGUUGAUUUGUCUCAUUUUGUCAGAUUAAAAAAAUGAGUCGGUUACA